AUGAACACAACAGCUACUAUUUCUAAUGUUUCUGUUGAGGACACCACAGCCUUCUCAACGAUUCUGUCGGAGAAGACUUUAGGACUUCAGGUAACAACAGCAGUGCCGCGAAAGAUCAAGGUACAUUCGGGCGUCGUCAGCGACGCAGUGUACUUUUACUUCGAAACGUAUGUGGAUUUGUGGCUCUGUAUGGUCAUUGCUUUGCUUGGCGUCGUGACUAACAGCCUGACUCUGGCUGUUUUCAUCAAACAAGGCCUUAGAGACAGUGUCAACAUCUCCAUGGCAACCGUAGCGUUUUGGGACUUAACCAAGUGUAUUGGUGCUGUGAUUAACCGGAUGUAUGGUCCCAUUAGCUGGUUUUCCCCGGCUUUUGGUCAGUCCUGGCAUCACAUGACAUUGCCCAGCUUGGGAUACCUGCCAAUAUUCGCAGGAUAUGUUUCCUACGCGCUUGCCGCGUACAUAGCGUUCGAGCGAUGUCUUUGCGUGAUGAUACCCCUCAAAGUAAAGUUUCUGCUCGGCCCUAAAGUUACUUUAGCCGCAGUCCUCAUUAUUUCUAUUGCUGUGUUUGGUGCGUACGCUAUUGUGUUUUUCCUGUAUAAGAUCGUGUGGAUAUACAAUCCGGUGUACAACACAACAAUAGCCGAGUACACCUUCAACGAUUUCUACAAACAACACGGGCGAAUGAUCAUGGCGUAUUACAAAGCUAUUGCCAUCAUCUUGCCUCUCUUUAGCUUUGUCAUUGUCGUCAUCUGCUCGGUUUUGACGGUUCAUGGACUUAGGAGGUCUUCGACUUUCCGCACCAGCGCACAGAACGUGAAGGACGCCCAAACGGAUUCGAAGAGCAAAUUGUCCGGGAAAGACAAGCAGAUAGCGAAAAUGCUUAUGGCAAUUAUCAUUGUCUACAUCGUCAAUCUUUUCCCUCGCAUUAUAUUUGGUAUCGCCCAACUUGCUGAGCCUGAAUAUUAUGUGUUGGGUCGAUACCAUAAUCUCUUCAUGAGUACAGCGAACUGCAUCUUCGUUCUCGACUUCAUCAAUGCCUCUAUAAACUUGUUCAUUUUUUAUCGAAUGAGCUCGAACUUCCGAGCUACCUUCAAUGCCUUGCGCCGUUGCCAUGAUGCUGGUGCUUGCAAAUUUGCCGUAGGGGCUAACUGUGUCUAG
This is a messenger RNA of Aplysia californica (California sea hare), 1158 nucleotides long. RefSeq lists its product as uncharacterized. The record is from RefSeq and is a predicted model, not a curated record. The transcript is spliced from 2 exons. Gene Ontology annotation, cellular component: membrane. Gene Ontology annotation, molecular function: G protein-coupled peptide receptor activity. NCBI's taxonomy places the organism in Eukaryota, Metazoa, Mollusca, Gastropoda, Aplysiida, Aplysiidae. The coding region runs from base 1 to 1158 and encodes 385 amino acids. Gene Ontology annotation, biological process: neuropeptide signaling pathway.